AUGAUGUGGCGUUUUUCGAUCACCAUGACGGAGCGCUGCGUCGUCCGGCACGAUGUAUCAGAAGUACAGUUUGGGGUGUACAAAGAGGAAGAGAUUUUGCGGCUGAGUGUCGUUCGGGUGAGCACAGCAGCAACGUACGAUCGACUAGGCAAUCCCCUACCCGGUGGAUUAUACGACCCCGCCAUGGGACCGCUGGACGCACGCUCUAUUUGUGUCACGUGCAACUUGUCCAUGCGCGACUGUCCCGGACAUAUGGGUCAUUUUCCCCUUUCCCUUCACGUCUACAAUCCCUUGACGUUUGGGAUAGUUUUUCAGGCACUUAGGGUCAAGUGUUUUGGAUGCCACGGCUUCCGUUUAUCCACAUUUCCGUGUAAUGUUCUAGCGCUGAAAUUGGGUUUGAUUGAUGCCGGGCUAGCGCACGAGGCUGAUAGCUUGGACCAGGCACUUUUUCGGGCGGAUCUACAUCGCAGCACGAUUCUUCGCGAUACCGAAAUGCGUCUGCGUCGACACCUUCAAACAGCUGGUCAAGUGCCCAAAAGCUGGAUACCAGGAGAAACGAAAAUAAAACGACGCGCCUUGAUCAAAGAUUUUCUGCAAGAAGUUUUAAGCUGCAAGACUUGUGACAGGUGUAGUGCGCCCAAAACCACGGUUAGAAAAGACGGGUAUACGAAGUUUUUCGUGAGAGGCCGACGCGCCGGGCAUAGUCGUGGCGCGGGAGCACACAUUCCCUCUGCUCUUGCUGUUGUACGGAAUGGGAGACAUGAGGUCGAGUGUGGAAAUGGGUUUGGGGAUGAUAGUGAUGGAGAGGAGAGCGAGGAGGGCGGCGGGGAGGAAGACGCGGCGUCCCAGGAGAGAUUUGCCGCGCGGGGGGGAGACACGGAGGCGGAGGGCGGCGAAUACAUGGCACCCGCAGAGGUACAGAUGCAUAUGAAGCUUCUAUGGGAAGCCGAGCCGGAGCUAGCCACGCUGAUAUGGGGCAAAGCUGCGGUGGAAAAGUCUGUCUUUUCGGCGCCGGGGGCGGACACCGGGAGGGCUGAUGGAUGGAAGACCCUCUUCUGGCGCGUGCUACCCGUCACGCCCUCACGCUUCCGACCGCCUAGCAAAAACGAUGACGGUAGCCUGGCGGAGCACCCGCAGAACUACAAUGUCAUCAAGAUAAUGAACCUGGACGAGCGGAUACGCGCCUUGCUGCGAAAGGAGGACGGGGGCGAGGGGGCGACAGGGCCCGAGAAUCUCCCCGCCGAGGCGCUAUCACGCGUUCUUUCCACUUGGAUUGACCUACAGAAUGCCGUGAACGGGUACAUCGACUCGAGCAAGGACGCGAACGCCCGGCUGGGGGGGGGCAACCUGACCCCUGGGAUCCGGCAGGGGCUGGAGAAGAAGGAGGGGCUCUUCCGCAUGCAUAUGAUGGGCAAGCGCGUCAAUUUCGCUUGUCGGUCCGUCAUAUCCCCCGACCCUUACAUCGGCACUUCGGAGAUUGGCCUCCCACUCCGCUUUGCCAAGGUUUUGACCUACUCGCAGCCCGUCACGCCAUUUAACGCGGCGCAGCUCCGAGAGGCGGUGGAGAGGGGCGCAGAGGGUCAUCCGGGUGCCAAUUAUGUGGAGGACGCGAGGGGCCGACUGAUCGACCUGCGGCGCAUGGAUGCGGGCAGACGCCGGGCACUGGCGGCCCGCCUCCUGACCCCGCCCGGACAGACGGUGUGGAGACAUCUCCAAGACGGAGAUAUGGUCCUGAUGAACCGCCAGCCGACAUUGCACAAGCCUGGUAUCAUGGCCCACCGCGCCCGUGUCCUCCGAAGCCCCGCCCAGCAGACCAUUCGGAUGCACUAUGCAAAUUGUAACACGUACAAUGCGGACUUCGAUGGCGACGAAAUGAAUUGUCAUUUUCCUCAAGACGAACUCUCCCGUGCCGAGGCGGAGACGAUUGCCUGCACGGACGAGCAAUACCUUGCGCCCACCAACGGCAAGCCUCUCCGGGGUCUGAUCCAGGACCAUGUGGGAAGUGGAGUCAAGCUCACUGGGAAGGACUGUUUUCUGUCACGGGCGGAUUUUCAGCAUAUUCUUUUCUGUACACUUUCCGGGUUGCCAGGCGUGGAAGUCGUUCCCCCAUACGGUCAUAUCUACAUGCCUGCCCCCGCGAUUUGGAAGCCCCAAGAACUAUGGACUGGCAAGCAAAUGAUCUCGGUCCUACUGCAGCACUUAAGUGAGGGUCUUCCUCCACUUAACCUGGACUUUAAGGCCAAAACGCCCGCCGUAGCUUUCGGCGUCGAUCAGGAGGAGCACGAGGUAGUAGUGCGUGGCGGAGACUUGAUCCGCGGAGUACUAGACAAAGCGGCUUUUGGGGCCUCCGAGGGUGGUCUUGUGCACGGUGUCUACGAGUUCUACGGUCCUCGUUUUGCCGGGCGGCUGCUUACAGCAUUAGGGCGCCUUUUCACAGUCUACUUGCAAUUCGCCGGCCACACGUGCGGUGUGGAGGACUUGGUUUUGAGCCGAGCGGCGGAGCAACGACGUCGCGCACUAAUCACCCGUGCUGGUCGCUUAGGGGGUUUAGCCAUGUAUUGCUACACCUCUGGUACGGCAUUUGAGCCUCCGCCCUUGCCGCCGCUUCCCUCCGCCUCCGGCCAAGCUGAGAAGGAUGGGGCCUCGGCGGAUGGCCUGAGCGCAGCCGACCUGGCCAGAGUACAAGCCCGCACUGCUGAGUUGUUGGAGGAAGAUAUGCGCACGGGACAGGUCACUCAGGCAGCGGCCAUUGACAAUUUCAUGCGAACAGUCUUAUCCCCGGUUUCAAGCGAUAUUAUAAAGGCCUGUCUUCCGGAUGGGCUGACGAAGCCUUUCCCUCAUAACGCAUUUUCUCUGAUGGUUUCCACGGGUGCCAAGGGAAGCACGGUGAACCAGAGCCAAAUCUCUUGCGGCCUUGGUCAGCAGGAACUAGAGGGUCGGCGCGUGCCCUUGAUGCCAAGUGGUAAAUCCCUCCCCUCCUUCCCUCCUUACGAUCCGAGCCCACGGGCAGGCGGAUUUAUCGUGGACAGGUUUCUGACGGGCGUCCGACCGCAAGAGUACUAUUUCCACUGUAUGGCAGGGCGGGAGGGUCUAAUUGACACCGCGGUCAAGACUAGCCGCUCUGGAUACCUCCAGCGCUGCCUUGUGAAGGGCCUGGAGGAGCUGCGCGUGCAUUACGAUAACACUGUAAGGGACGCGGACGCGGGCGUUGUGCAAUUUCUUUAUGGGGAGGAUGGCGUAGACCCCUUGCACGGCAAGUACCUGGAUGGACAAGCCCCGCAAAUGACCGCUUUGGCCAGAAACUUUGCGGCUUUGUUAUGCCAGUACAAAGUAGACCUGAAGUUCUUGGAACGCACCGGUAUGGAUUUAAAGACAGCCCGCGCUAUGCAUGAAGAAAUCAAGGCAGCGCGAUUGCAAAUCAAAGAGCAGGCACAGAAAAGAGAGCAGAAAAGUUUAAGUGCCGUGAGGCCUGCACAAUUGAAGGUAGGCAACAUGGUGUUGACCAAACGUCUGAAGCGAACGAGGACAGAGUGGAUCACGGGGGCCUGGCUGCCUGGUUGGGAGCCCGCCGAGGUGGUGAAGGUGCACGGUGCCAAGGGGGCGAGUCGUCCUGCCACUUACGACCUAAGGUAUAUUUCGGAUGGUAAGGUGGCCAAGCGGGUCCCCCGGCGCAUUCGACACACUGUCGUGGAGCCCUCUCGCCCAGCCGCCUCCGCUCUCGACAUUCCCCCCCCUCCUCCCUCCUCAUCCGCUUCGCAAGUGGAUUUAAUCCGGUGGCCCUAUCUUCCUGACCCGGUGCUGGGACGAGCCAAGACGCAGUUGGGUCUCCAUUUGGGAGCUAUCAGCGAACGGUUUCAAGAUGCGAUUGAGGACUACCUAGGCCGCGAUCCCGAGCACCUUUUCCAAAAAUCAGAGAUGGGGGGCUCAAAGAGCAAGGCUGGUCUAGAGUUGUUACUUUGGCUCAAGUACAUGCGCAGCUUGACGUCUCCGGGGGAGGCGGUGGGCUCCAUCGCGGGACAGUCGAUCGGAGAGCCUUCCACCCAAAUGACUCUGAACACCUUCCACUUGGCCGGGCACGGUGGCGCAAACGUCACAUUGGGCAUUCCCCGGCUCCGCGAAAUCAUUAUGACCGCCAGUCGGAACCCGAAGACCCCCUCUAUGACCGUCCCGCUCUGUACUUCGAUCUCACGCUCCGAGGCUCAGCGCCUCUCAGCCCGCCUGCGGCGCCUGCAGCUGCUCGAGGUUGUCCACCACACACAGGGCGGUGUCCUGGUCAAAGAGCGGCUAGGGAGGUGUGCCAGUAGUGGGGUGACCUGGCAACGCUACUACACGGUGUCCCUCCGGCUGCACGACGAGGAGGUGCUUCAGGAGGCGUUUGGGUUGAGCCACGAGGAGAUGUUUGAGGUGAUUGCCACGCGCUUUGUGAGGCAGCUGCUGGCCUCUGUCACGGCGGAACUGCGGAAGGUUGCCAGCCGAGAUGUCGUGAGACUCCUCAAGGAGCGUCGUGGGAAUGCAGCAGACGCGGAGGCUCGAGAGUCGGGAGAGGCGAGCGAAGACGAAGCGGACAUGACAGGCCUCGUUGGCGGGAGGGGCCCGGGGAUGAAGGCGGCAGCCAGGGCAGGCGCAAAGACAAGCCCCAAGCUUGCUGCAAUGGAUGUCGAUGGGGAAGAAGACGAAGAAAGAGAGGAAGAGGAGGACGGCGACGAGGCUCAGGGCACUCUGAGCUUCGGACGAAAGGAGGAGCGUGGCGAGUACGAGCCGGACGAGGAGGAGGACCCGAGCGAGGAUAUCGGGGACGAUGCUUCAGGGAUCGAAGAGGGGGUUGAGAAUUCAGGCGAAGGGCAACUAUCUGAAGUGCCCGCAAAGCAACGGCGAAAUGGCAGCAGGUUUGACGAUGUCGCCGCUGUCGCCAAGAUUGAUCAUCCUUUCUUCGAGAACUUACGCUUUGAACGUGAAACCGGUGUGGCCCAUAUCACACUCAAGACCCGUGCCUCUCACCGCCGGUUAUUAAUGGUCAGUAUAGUUGAGGCAGCAGCUGAGCGAUGCACGGUGCGUGUCUCUAAAGGUAUUGCGCAAGCUUUUGUAGUGGAGGGAAAAGACGGGCGAUGCAGUAUCCAGACAGAGGGAUGCAAUCUGUCCGAGUUGUGGGAGGUCGGUGACGCAGCACUGGAUCUAAACAACAUAACUAGCAAUGACAUUUGGGCCAUGCAUCAGACGUACGGCGUGGAGGCGGCUCGGGCCACAAUUGUGAAGGAGAUAAAAGGUGUUUUUGGGGCUUACGGUAUCGCUGUGGACCCUCGACACUUGGGUUUGGUUGCAGACUUCAUGACUUAUCAAGGUGGCUUCCGCGCUUUGAACCGUAUUGGUAUGUCCGAGGUCUCAUCGCCAUUUUUGCAAAUGAGCUUCGAGACUACUGCCACCUUCCUCACAGAGGCCGCGCUCAACUCUGAGAAAGAUGAUUUGCAAACUCCAUCGGCGAAGUUGGUCAUGGGCCAGCCUACGGGGAAUGGCACAGGGUCGUUUGACAUUAUGAUUCCUGUUGAUAUGAAUAGGAAAGCCAGCGAGAGCUACGUCGAAGAUCCUCUGAAGGAAGAGGAAGGAGAUAGGAUGGAGGAGGCUUAGGAUCGUAAAGGUGAAUGGCAGGAUAGUAUUCAAUGUGCAGAAAGUAGAAGCAACGCGUGAUCAUGACA
Molecule: messenger RNA, 5690 nt
Organism: Nannochloropsis gaditana CCMP526
Gene: RPA1
Product: DNA-directed RNA polymerase I subunit RPA1
Exons: 3
Coding region: 1-5622 (1873 amino acids)
Biological process (GO): DNA-templated transcription
Cellular component (GO): RNA polymerase I complex
Molecular function (GO): DNA binding; DNA-directed RNA polymerase activity
Source: RefSeq, a predicted model, not a curated record